CCUGGGCCCCCGGCUGGCUCUCAUGUGCAAACAGCACAUAGCAGACUCGCUAUGCGAGCUGCUCUCCGCUUCGAGAAGCCCAAACCCCGUCGUCCCCUUUGUUCGACACGGUUCCCCAGGCCCCGGCUGACGGGGGAAAAAAGGAAACCGGUCGCGUGGUGUCGUGCAUGUGGCCCGUAUGAUGCCAGGCACACCACUGGUUGUUUUACAAUUACAGCCCGCUUGUUGUAUCAGAAACCCGAGGUUGACAGGCGACAAAGUGCCAUGGGCCCCAGGUGCCCGUCGCUCUGGCUGUGGAUAAGCUUCUUCUCGAUGCCCUUGCCGUUCGUUCCCUGGCAUGUCGGGCUGGCUUUCUUCUGAGUAAACUUCGUUCCUAUUUCCGGCCCUCCCGAGUUGAAUAGACUUCUUUUUCUUCAAUUCUUCCUCGGUCCGCCUCUAAAGGAUCAACAAUUAAAAACUCCUAUCAGUGCCUUUUCUGUCCGCCUUGGCCUGGGGCCGCGGAUCGCCGUAUCCACCCCGACUUGUUCUCAACGGCGACUCUGCCCGACACUCGCAGAAGCGAGUCCGAUCUUGGUUCAGGAUCGCCAAUCAUGGAUCCACAGCCGUCUCGGCCCAACGAUGAAGGGUUCGGAGCAUACAUCAACGCCAUCGGAUGGCUGCUCUUGUCCCUGGCAGGCAUCGUUGUUGGUGCUCGGAUAUGGGCCAAGUUAUCUGCCCGUAAGGGUCUGUGGUGGGACGACUACAUCGUAAUUGCGGCUUGGGUCAUGCUCCUAGCAGAUGUAAUCGUCACCACCGUGGCCGUCGACGCCGGCCUUGGAAAACACAGCGUGCCAGGCGAUACGCUCAUCCGGACGAUGAUUCUCAGUACGGUGGCCCAGACACUGUCCAUCCUCGGCGCCGCCUGGUCAAAGACCUCCUUCGCCGUGACGCUGCUGCGGCUGACCGUCGCCUCGCACGUACGCUACCUGGUCUGGUUCAUAAUCAUCUCGCUCAACAUCUUCCUCACCUUCACCGCCUUUCUGCCGUUGUUCUCGUGCACGCCGGUGGGCAAGAGAUUUGACCCCCGGGUCGAUGGUAACUGUUGGGACCGCACGGUGGUGCUGACGCUGACCGUUUUCGGCGGGGCGUACUCUGCCGCUGCGGACUUUGCGUUGGCCAUCAUCCCGUGGGUGCUCAUCUGGAAUAUGCAGAUGAAUUUAAAGGAAAAGAUCGGUGUUGGCAUUUGUAUGAGCCUAGGGAUAGUCGCCGGAGCAACAUCAAUAAUGCGCUGCGUAACGAUACCCCUCAUGACCGACGAUUUCACAUCCGAAUCAGGCCAGCUUUCAAUAUGGUCAGCGGCCGAGAUCGCCACGACAAUAAUAGCUGCGUCGAUACCCAUGCUCCGGCUGUGGACGAAGACCAUGGUCAGGGCGCACUCACGAUACCACAUCUCAUCCGCAGACGGGACGUUCGAUGGGCGAGGCGUGCUCAACCAGCAGCAACAGCGGUCCAAGAUGACCAUGAUGGCGACCACGACGACCAUCACGAGCGGCGGGAACGACAUGGUCCGCAAGGCGAGCAGCAAGCGCGGGCGCACGAAGCUCGCGGACCUGGGAUGGGCGAGCCGCAGCAGCUCCGAGUCCGUGGACGUCGAGGGCGACGCCUUUGGGGCUCAUGUGGACAGGGCUGCUGUGGGAGCUGCGGGUGGCAUCGUCAAGAUGGAGACCAUCACUGUGAACUAUGAUCGGAGGACGUCAAGCAUGAUUGGCUAGCUAGACUAGCUACCUCAAAGGUCCAACUUGGUCCUGUCUCUAAAAGACCGGGUCUAAUAAAAUAUACUAUUAC
Messenger RNA from Diaporthe batatas, 1824 nucleotides. RefSeq lists its product as uncharacterized. Bases 591 to 1751 code for a protein of 386 amino acids. The record is from RefSeq and is a predicted model, not a curated record. The transcript has 3 exons. Lineage: Eukaryota; Fungi; Ascomycota; Sordariomycetes; Diaporthales; Diaporthaceae.